AUGCUCUCCACACUUCGCCACACUUCGCGCGUGCGCGCGCACACGUCUCUACCCUCAGCCCUUCAUCUCGCCCGCACCGCCGCGACUGCGCCUGCUUCGACACAGAAACGCGCAGGCGACAUCUCAGACGCAUUCGCUUCGCUUAGUGGGAAGGAAUUCACGCCUCUUGAGCCGCGUUAUGCUACGUUGAAGAAGAACCUCAUCGCAGGGCAUGAGGACGCGAUUCGCGCGUCUUGGGAGCGCUUGUUGAAGGACCUACGUACCGAGAUCCCGCAUAUCGUCGAGCAGGGCAGCAAAAUCGUCCCCGAAGUGCAGUAUAAAGACAUUGUGAACGGAACCGUCAGCCACGAGUUCGUCGAUGAGCAUCGAAAACGGGGCGUCGCCGUUGUACGGGGCGUCGUAGAGGAGAAGGAGGCGCGCGGGUAUAAAGAUGAGAUUGAGGAGUACGUCAGGAAGAAUCCGCAUACGAAGGCCUUUCCUGCCGACAACCCUCAAGUUUUCGAGCUCUACUGGUCACGCCCGCAGAUGCGGGCGCGAACGCAUCCGGACUUGCUUAAUGCGCAGCGCUACUUGAUGUCGUUUUGGCACGCGGCAGACCCGAAUGCACGGAUUUCGAUGCAGCACCCCACGGCGUACGCGGACAGGCUGCGCAUCCGUCACCCGGGCGACGCCAGGUUCGCUUUGGGCCCGCACGUCGACGGCGGCUCGGUCGAGCGGUGGGAGCCGGACGGUUACGGGCGCGGCGGCGUGUACGACAAGAUCUUCGAGGGCCGGUGGGAGGAGUACGACCCGUGGGAGGCCGGCUCGCGGCUGCCGGUCGUGUCGGACAUGUACCAGGGCGUGGGCGCGUGCAGCAUGUUCCGCAUGUUCCAGGGCUGGCUGAGCAUGAGCGAGACGGGGCCCUUCGAGGGCACGCUGCUGGUCAACCCGCUGCUGUCGCGCGCCACGGCCUACAUGCUCCUCCGGCCGUUCUUCACGCCCACCAAGGGGCCCACGGACCCGGCGUCCGACGUCUUCGACCCCUCCUUCCUCGACCCGCGCAACUGGCGGCUCGAGCAGCCGCAGCCCAGCUCGUGGCUGCAGGGCGCCACGCCGGGCCAGGGCCAGGAGCUGCGCGCCGCGCUGCACCCGCACCUCGACCUCGCGCGCAGCAUGGUGCACGUCCCGCGCGUGCGGCCGGGCGACUACGUCUCGUGGCACUGCGACGGCAUCCACGCCGUCGACAGCCGCCACGCCGGCGCCGCCGACUCGUCCGUCCUGUACAUCCCCGCCUGCCCGCUCACCGAGGCCAACGCCGCGUACCUCGCCCGCCAGCGCGACUGCUGGACCCGCGGCGUGCCCAGCCCGGACUUUGGCGGCGGCGAGGGCGAGAGCCGCCACGUCGGCCGCCCGUCGGCCGAGCAGGUGGCGGAGAUGGCGGGGCGCGAGGGGAGGAGGGCUUGGGGGUUGGAGGCUUGGGACAGUACGGUUGAGGGGCUGCUGCCUGGCCAGCGCGCGGUGUUGGAUCGGGCGAAUGAGGUGUUGGGGUUUCAUGUGUAG
Diplodia corticola is the source of this 1539-nucleotide messenger RNA. RefSeq lists its product as uncharacterized. The transcript has 2 exons. Lineage: Eukaryota; Fungi; Ascomycota; Dothideomycetes; Botryosphaeriales; Botryosphaeriaceae. The record is from RefSeq and is a predicted model, not a curated record. Bases 1 to 1539 code for a protein of 512 amino acids.